AUGCUUUAUCCUGACUUGGAAAGGUAUUGGGCCACUGACCAAACCAACUUCUCAGCCUUAUACGAAGCCUGUGACAACGUCCAGCAUGAAUACAAUGACAUCAGUUUCGCUUCCAACUACACAUACAAUCCUGCCUCAGACGACCUGACCGGUUGCAUCUUCUCCGAGGUGUAUCCCCCACCGUCUCAGGACCCCGAUAUGACGAGCCCUGAAGUUUCCCCUGAAAGAUUAGAUGGUCGACAACGCUCUCCCUUGACGCAAUCAACCAACCGCCGUAAACGAAGACCAACCAAAACUGACCGCGAACCAACAAAGUCAUACCAACACACAUCCACAAAGCAAGUCCAAACCAAAGGCGCAACAGGAGAUGUUUGUGGGGAUGCGAAAGGAAGUCAGACUUUGAGCAAGACAACAGAAAGAACCCUUUCCACUUUGCAAUAUCUUAAUGGCGAACAAAACAGAAAGCGCCAAGAGAGGAUCCAAUGUGCAUCUUACAAGUACCGCAAUAGGCAGCGAGAAACCCAGAAAGACCUCGAGACCGUCGAGAAGGAUAUGGAGCAGUUGAACCAUUACUUGUCUCGCUGCGUAACAGACCUGAAAGAUGAGGUCUGGAACCUCAAGAUGAUGGUCCUCCAACAUACCCACUGCGAUUGCCCCCUUAUUCAAGAAUACAUCGCGAAUCACGCCAAUCGCUUUAUUCAAGAGCUGGAAGACAGAAGAAAAUGCCAGCAGCCUGAACAAUACUGUGGAAAAUAG
This is a messenger RNA of Fusarium pseudograminearum CS3096, 756 nucleotides long. RefSeq lists its product as uncharacterized. The record is from RefSeq and is a predicted model, not a curated record. Lineage: Eukaryota; Fungi; Ascomycota; Sordariomycetes; Hypocreales; Nectriaceae. The transcript has a single exon. Gene Ontology annotation, biological process: regulation of DNA-templated transcription. The coding region runs from base 1 to 756 and encodes 251 amino acids. Gene Ontology annotation, molecular function: DNA-binding transcription factor activity.